AUGGGAUAAAUCUGCAAGAGCUGUGAAAAAAGGGAUAUAGAUAAAACCGAAAUAAGGAUUGAGUCAUCCCCCUAACAUUAGGAAAUAAAAUUUAUUGAAGAUUUUGAAUUCAUUAGUGGUUUAGAUAAAUUAGAAUCAUCAAAGAAAAUGAGUAUGCUCACCUUCCAAAAUAAAAAUAACAGUAGUAGUUACCCUCAUGGAGAUUCACUGUAUCAAGGAUCUCUUUUCAGUGUUGUAACUCCUGAUUUUAGUGCUUUUUCCUCGAAUUUAGUUUAGUGA
Paramecium octaurelia is the source of this 279-nucleotide messenger RNA. NCBI's taxonomy places the organism in Eukaryota, Ciliophora, Oligohymenophorea, Peniculida, Parameciidae. The record is from the annotation of a GenBank genome assembly.